CGGGGCAAGUCACUGAGCACCGGGGCAGCCUCCUUCUAUGACUCCGUCUGGCUUUGGCUGGCUGUGGGGACAAGCUCUGCGGGACUGCCUGGGUCUCCGUGCGGUGACAGCAGCCAGCCCAUCGGCCACCAUGGUGAAUGCCGGAAACUGAGGAGACGGGCUCUUCUGUGGCCUCACUGGGUGCACUCAGGUCAGGAUGGAGAACAAAGCCAUGUACCUGCACACUGUGAGCGACCGUGACACCGGCUCCAUCUUUGAGGAGCCCUUUGACGGCAGGAGCCUGUCCAAGUUGAACCUGUGUGAGGACGGUCCAUGCCACAAGCGACGGACAGGUGGCUGCUGCACUCAGCUGGGCUCCCUGUCAGCCCUGAAGCAUGCUGUCCUUGGGCUGUACCUGCUGGUCUUCCUGAUUCUCGUGGGCAUCUUCAUCUUAGCAGUGUCCAGGCCACGGAGCUCCCCCGACGACCUGAAGGUGCUGACCCGGAACGUGAACCGGCUGAACGAGAGCUUCCGGGACUUGCAGCUGCGGCUGCUGCACGCUCCGCUGCAGGCGGACCUGACCGAGCAGGUGUGGAAGGUGCAGGACGCGCUGCAGAACCAGUCGGACUCGCUGCUGGCGCUGGCGGGCGCGGUGCAGCGGCUGGAGGGCGCGCUGUGGGGGCUGCAGGCGCAGGCGGCGCAGACCGAGCAGGCGGUGGCCCUGCUGCGGGACCGCACCGGGCAGCAGAGCGACGCGGCGCAGCUGGAGCUCUACCAGCUGCAGGUGGAGAGCAACCGCAGCCAGCUGCUGCUGCGGCGCCACGCGGGCCUGCUGGACGGGCUGGCGCACAGGGUGGGCGUCCUGGGCGAGGAGCUGGCCGACGUGGGCGGCGCGCUGCGCGGCCUCAACCGCAGCCUGUCCUACGACGUGGCCCUGCACAGCACGCGGCUGCAGGACCUGCAGGUGCUCGUCAGCAACGCCAGCGAGGACACGCGCCGCAUGCGGCUGGUGCACAUGGGCAUGGCACUGCAGCUCAAGCAGGAGCUGGCCGUGCUCAACACCGUCACCGAGGACCUGCGUCUCAAAGACUGGGAGCACUCCAUCGCGCUCAGGAACAUCUCCCUCGCCAAAGGACCUCCCGGCCCCAAAGGUGAUCAGGGGGAUGAAGGGAAAGAAGGCGAGCCUGGGAUCCCUGGAUUACCUGGACUUCGAGGUCUGCCAGGAGAGAGAGGAACCCCAGGGCUGCCAGGCCCCAAGGGCGAUGAUGGGAAGAUGGGAGCCACAGGACCAAUGGGCAUGCGCGGGUUCAAAGGUGACCGAGGCCCAAAAGGAGAGAAGGGAGACAAAGGAGACAGAGCAGGGGAUGCUGGGCACCUGUGCUCUAGUCCUGGCUCCCUAGGAAGACUGCACCUGCACCCAGGUUCUGCUGGUGACACUCAGGGACAGAUGCCACUGCAGAUUCACACACUGGCCCGAGACCACAGGUUUCCCUACUGCCGAUCUUUGGUUCCAUCCCAGUCACGCAGGACCAGGAAGGACACCUCUCUCCUAAGUAGGGCCUUUCCAAGGUCCUCUGAAACUUGAACUUGCCUGCUACCUCCCCUGGCCUUCUCUUUCCCAGGGUCAUGAUUAAAAUCAAAUAGGAAAAAUGCACAUGACAGUACUUUGUCACUCGGUGGUGGUGGACACGGACGAGGACCGGGUGUGCCUAUGCUCACUCUGGGCUCACUGCGUCCACUUUACGCUAGAUGCUAUAACCCACAAAACAGUUUCUGUGGUUCAGUCUUCCUAGCAUUGUCUACAGUCCCUUUCUGGGGCAGCCAAGGGUUUAACUGGGAGUGUCCUGGCUCAAUGAGGAGACCUGGUGGACUUUGCUAGGAGCCAAGAGGAGAGUUUUGAAGACAAAAUAAAGGAGUCUGGAUAUGAUCUAGGACAUCUGUGACAGAUCUGAGUCACACUUAUCUAACGGACUGGGCUCCGUACUUUGUCUUUGGGGUGCUCUCUGCUCUGUUUGUUGACUGCUUUCUGAUGGAAUGCUGCCAAAGUAGCUGAGAAGGACUGCGGCCUUUAGCUCUGUGAACUAAAUAAUUCCUGCUGUGGUGGCAGGAAGGGGGGGACUGCGGAGAGAUGACGUGUGAGAGGGGGAUCAGAAACGCUGCCCACAUACCGGGGGUUCUUGUCAGGAACUCUUUGGCGACUAUUCCUCAGCCGAUUUGACAGGAGAGAGGAGGUCCGUGCUAGCCUGGGAAGAGGUGGUGGUGGCCAGUCCAUUAAUCCAAAGGAUGCUUUCAUCACUGUUUACCUUGGUUCUGUGGGCCCAGCUGGCUGGCCUCUGCAACUGGACCGGGCUGUGAGGUGCUGAGCCACAGUGGUGUGGGGCUCCCCCAGGCAUGGGUGGGGAGCAUGGGGGAAGGGCAUCUAAUCCACUUGGCCCUGGAGUCUAUGGGCUGCACCACAAGAGGCUGAUGUCAGCCCGGAAGAGCCCCUCCUCAGGGACAAACAGCUUUCUUUCUUUCCUGCCCUGAAGAGGCCACACCCUCACUGGAGCCCAGAGCUCAGACAAUGGCCUUGACACAGAGCCCUAAGCUUUUCAUUGCCGUCUCCCAACCCCAAAAAAUAUCUUCGUGGGUGAUGGACCUGGAAAGUGAGCUGGCUCAGCAGAGACAGCCCCACAGAUAGGAGGCUUUACACAGCGUGCAGGGGAGCAUAGGAGACACGCGGGAAUUGUAGAGCGUAACUGGAAGGCCAUCCAUCCGUCACCUGUUCCAGAGGCUUUCAGGGGCAGGACGACUCUCCCAAGGCAGGAGCAGAAGCAAAGUGGAAACCCAGGCCUCUGACUUCUCUUAACUCUGGAAUGAGAUCUUCGGCCCUUGGUCUUUAAGAGUCCGGUUGGGCUCCUUAAAACCUAGUGAGUCCCUCACCUGCAGAUACGGAUUUAAGGGAACCUUUGAAGCAAUUCAGAGCUGCCCCAUGCGGUGGCAGGGGAGUGCUUUCCCACGGCCGGCACCCCUGGCCUGUCUCUGACUACGCCAAACCCACGCUAUAUUCAGACUCCUGGUUUGGUUUCUAAGGAGCUCCAGUCCAACAGGCGUUAACUGGAUCCCUGAGACCACAGCUUUGAGGAGGAAGCCAAGGAUCAUCUUUCAGGAGAGUGUGGAAAUUCUGAUGAGCACGGAGUGCCCGCUUCUGGGAGGUUCUCAGUCAUUCCCCAAGCCCAGGGCAGCCCCUCCGUGAGAUCUAACGGGUGGGGAAAAGGACUCAGCACUAGAGUUCUGCCCUUCUCCACAAAGGAACACCGUGGAGAAGGAACCCUCUUGGGAUACCCAGCUCAGGGCACCUUUACCAAACACCACCCACCCUUAGCAGAAAACCUGAAGUUCCAGCAGGUGGGGUAUUACUACAUAAAGGGAUCGAGAAGAGCAACAAGUUACCUACCCCUCAGGUCAGAAUCAGAAAUUGGGGGCUUUCCUUUGAAGAGGGCAUUACAGAGAAGAUUUCUUGGGACCCAUGUUUUGAAUCAAUAUUAAAAUAUUUUUCAGGGGAGGGGCGCCUGGGUGGCUCAGUCGGUUGAGCGUCCACUUUGGCUCAGGGCAUGAUCUCUCAAUUUGUGAGUUCGAGCCCCGCAUCGGGCUCUGUGCUAACAGCUCAGACCCUGGAGCCUGCUUCAGAUUCUGUGUCUCCCUUUCUCUCUGCUCCUCCCCUGCUCACGCUCUGUCUGUCUCUCCUACAAAAAUAAAUACACAUUCAAAAAAAAGUUUUAAAAAAUAUUUUUCAGGGGAAAAAUAAAAUAAAAAAAUAAAAGUUACCAAAAAAAGGGUGACUGGGUGGCUCAGUCAGUUAAGCAUCUGACUCUUGAUUUCGACUCAGGUCAUGAUCUCAAUGGUUCAUGAGUUCAAGCCCCGCAUCGGGCUCUGUGGUGAUGGUAUGGACCCUACUUGGGAUUCUCUUUCUCCCCCUCUCACUUUGCCUCUCCCCAGCUCACAUGUAGGCUCUCUAAAUAAAUAAAUAAAUAAAUAAAUAAAUAAAUAAAUAAAUAACUUAAAAAAAUUUUUUUUAAUGUUAAAAAAAUAUUUUUCUGGGGGCUCCUGGGUGGCUCAGUCAGUUGAGUGCCCGCCUCUUGAUUUCAGCUCAGGUCGUGAUCUCACAGUUCAUGAAAUUAAGUCCUGUGUCAGGCUCUGCACUGACUGAGGGUGCAGAUCCUGCUUGGGGUUCUCUGUUUCCCUCUCUUUUUCUCUCUACCCCCCCACCGCUUACAUUUUCUCUUUCAAAAUAAAUAGACAUUUAAAAGUAAAUAAAUAAAUAAAAAUAUUUUUCAGGAUAGGAUCUUGCAAUUGUUUACCCAUGUUUUGAUCUGGAGUCACAUGAUUCUAGAGUCAAACGGGGUUUCAGGCUGACUCCUCUCCCCCUCCUGAGCACCCCCCCCCCACCUCCAGUUCACUGAACUGGGACCAAGAAUAGAGGUCUGGAGAGAAUCCCCACCGUCUCACGGCUAGGCCAUGGUUCAAACUGAGUCUGGAAUCCAGAUCUCCUGAUUUCUGCUUGACAAGAGGUAAAGUUUUGUUUUCUUUUCUUUUGUUUUGAGGCAAGGGAGGUAUCAGUCAUUCUGUUAGAUGUUUGGCUUUGGGGAGUUUGGCCAGGAAAAAAAUAAGCUCUAUAUACAUAUCUCAAGACAGAAAAAUGUUUGUUUUACCCUCAUAUAUGGUCCAUUUGCAGGAAAAAUAAAUAGUAUUUUUGCAGUUCAGGGGUGGGUAAAGUUUCCAGCAUGAAUUUAAAGCAGGAUAGAAGUUCAGAUUGUUUAAAAACUUUUCCUCAAUUUGGUUUCACGUGGGAAAAAUAUGCAGAAUGACCCAGGGGUAGAUUCUAAGCCAGGUUUUGUUGGUAGUUUCUAGUGGCAUCUCAUAAAAUUAGGAAAAAUGUUUAACACCUUGUGUGUGUUUGCAGUAUUUAGCAAAGUUUGUGGGUGCGGGGGGAGCAGUGGGCACCCCGUCGUGUAGCGUAAGCUCAAAAGAAAUUAUCAGGGAGGUGGCUUCUAGACAGUUUUGUCCACAGCUGCUGAGAUGUUUCUAUCUCUGUUUUAGAAUGCAGGGGCGCCUGAAUGGCUCAGUUAAGUGUCUGACCUUGGCUCAGGUUGUGAUCUCAUGGUUCAUGGGUUGGAGCCCUAUGUUGGGCUCUGUGCUGACAGCUCAGAGCCUGGAGCCUGCUUCGGGUUCUGUGUGUGUGUCUCUCUCUGCCCCUCCCCUGCUCACACUCUGUGUAUGUCUCUCUCUCAAACAUAAAUAAACAUUAAAAAAAAAAAAAAGAAUCCGGAAUGCAAAGAGAGGCCUUCAGUGUCCGUGAGUUCCCUUCCUCCCAUCCCCGUAAGUACAGUUACCUGCACUGGGUGCCCCAGGGAAUCCCAUUUGGCACCAAAAGUUAGCAUUCUUGCAAGCAUGGAGAGACAGAGAUGCUGGACCUUUUAUAUGCAAGUAUAUUUCUUUACUAACUGGAUAUAUUUCUUUAAUUCCUUAUACAACUCUAAUGCCCCAGCAACAACGUGAUCUAAAAGUAAACCACACUUCUCAGAAUAAUCAACUAUCACAUGCUACUGUUAACAAACUUGUAGCUGGUACUAUGAGAAGCAAAGUUUCUAUGCACAUUAUUUCACUUAAUCCUGACAGCACAAUUCAGGAGUCCUGGUUAUGUCCACGUUAGGGGGGCGGGGGAGGCUAAGGGUAGAGAAGAAGGGAGCUGCCCAAGGUCACCGGAGUUCGUAAGGGGCAGAGCCAGGUUACAGGUCACACCUGUCUGGCCUCGAGCCCACUCUCCAUCCUUUGCUACAUCCUUGGACUACCUCUUAUUCUCUCUGGCCUUUGACAGCCUAGGGCCCUCAUGGGCCACUGUCUCUUCUCAGUGGGUUUGAUACGAAAGUGCUAAUUCUCACUUUUAAGGAUUUCUUCCCCUUUUUGCUGAGUUUCACCCAGCUUUGGCUGCCUUGUACUUCUGUGGCCCCAUGAGAGGCCGAGCACAGGUUUCAUACUGGAAGUUCUGCAUCUCCCAGCGAAGUCCUACCCUCACUUGCUUCUCCGUUCUCUUGUGGGUAAACCGAGCCCGCCGGCUGGACGCAGCAGCACCCACACGCAUCUGGCUGUGUUCACUCACAUGCUGGUUCGGUUCAUGCAGUCCUUCAUUCCUUCUCUUUAUCCUCACACAGCGAGUGGGGGGCAGAUGCAAACCCCAGAGGGUAUGUGGAGAUGGCCAAGUGUCUUUCAGAUGUCUCCUCCCCUGAGUGUAUGUCCAGGGACUGAAAAUGGACGGGGCCCCAGAAUUCACUCAGAAAAGUUGUCCCGUGGCAAACGCGGCUUCCAGCCCUGGCUGACGCAGAGUGGGAGGCACCAGAGAGAAAGGAAUGGGCACAAGGACAUGGUAAAUGAGGGAUGUGGGAAGCAGAUGGAAACUGAGCAGGCACAGGGACAGCAAAGGCCCAAAGCCCGUGGGUCAGAAACCGGGGCUGGCAUGGAGUUGGCUGAGGAAAGGAGCAGAGGUGAGAGGGAUUGGCCUCCCUCACUUC
Messenger RNA from Panthera uncia (snow leopard), 6527 nucleotides. It is a transcript of the gene SCARA5, whose product is annotated as scavenger receptor class A member 5. NCBI's taxonomy places the organism in Eukaryota, Metazoa, Chordata, Mammalia, Carnivora, Felidae. The record is from RefSeq and is a predicted model, not a curated record. Gene Ontology annotation, molecular function: ferritin receptor activity. The transcript has 8 exons. The coding region runs from base 197 to 1564 and encodes 455 amino acids. Gene Ontology annotation, cellular component: plasma membrane. Gene Ontology annotation, biological process: iron ion transmembrane transport.